Messenger RNA from Kockovaella imperatae, 1998 nucleotides. RefSeq lists its product as hypothetical. Bases 1 to 1998 code for a protein of 665 amino acids. The record is from RefSeq and is a predicted model, not a curated record. NCBI's taxonomy places the organism in Eukaryota, Fungi, Basidiomycota, Tremellomycetes, Tremellales, Cuniculitremaceae. The transcript is spliced from 6 exons.
AUGGGCAUUAACGAUUCCUCCUCGCAGGCAGGUCCCUCUCGUUGCCCUGGAGCCACAGCUGGAGGUAAAAGUCGACUGGACGGCCUUCCCGAUAACGUGUUAUCAAUCAUCGCCUAUCACAUUGUGGUGAACGAUCAUGGUGUCGGAUCGAGCCCCUCUCACUUGCUCCCCUUCCUAUACACUAGUCGCUCCAUCUAUAGCAAGCUAUCGUUCAGAGCCAACCCACAACUCUAUAACAACCUCUUCCGAGCAACUUUCGAUCAUGCAGCUCUGAUGAGGCGAUAUAAAUGGAUGGUCAAGCAUCUGGCGUCUAUGGCGGGGAGAGGGAGGAACACGUAUGAUCUGUUCAGUGAUUCUGAAUCUUGGGCAGAGGAUUACAAGGCGAGAUGGAUAACAGCGAGGCGAAUGCGUGCCAUUGCUAGGGCAAAGGCGACGAUGAUACCUGGCGUCAGCUCCGAGGAGACUUUUCUGGAAGAUGCCUGGGUCGUCUGGUUCCUGGUCACCGAGAAUGACGGCAAAAAUGCCAGAUUUCUACACAAAUUCUGCAACUUUAGUCAAUGGGCAAGGGUGUUCCACCGCGAAGAUGCCAUCAAGGCAUCCAUGGUGCCUGGCUUGCCCGUCGCCUCUGUGGAAAAGUCGCUCGUGUCGUGGUCAAGUCUGCUAGCAGGCAUAGACCCCUGCGAAGAUGGAACAGAGGCAGAGAUCGACGAGAAGAUGUUUGCAUUGCGCCCGUAUGUCUUUGCCUGCGCAGAGUAUGACAUUUUCAUCGCUCCGUGGGUCGAACCUCGUUUACCUCUAAUCACUGGCGACAAGACAGACCGAACCAUAGAUAUGCGUCUGCGCCCCCAAGCAGUAUCCUAUCGCCGCUUUGGGCAGACCUGGCGCCGUACUCCUCCUCCAUAUGCCCUGUAUUGUCUUCUCGAGUUCUUCCGACUGGUAGAUCGCCAUUUCACCCAGCAAGGUCGGCAUUCUCAUGCACUCAAGUACUCUACCUCGUUUAGAUCCGAUCAAUCCACCUCUGGUCUAUUCAGCAUGACCCAGAUCAUGCCAUCCAUCUAUCACGACAGGGAAUGGCAACGGAGUACGGUCUGUCAAGAUCCCAAUACUUCACCCGGCUUACCCCCAAUGACCUUUUACGGCGAACUGCAAGGGUUCUGGCGGUGUCAGUUCCUAACACUCGAUUUCGACAUUUACCGCCAGAUUCUGGCUCAGGAUAUGCGAGUCCUAUAUACUGGAGAAUACUCUGAACAGGUCGCGGAGACUGAGCUCAGGGAAACGGUGAUCGUGGUCCGAGAGGAGGACGUCGGGGGUAGUGGCUCAGUGCUCCACGCUGGAUUCAGACAGCUAAGGCCAGAGGACGAUAUCGAGGAUGAGCUUAGGGCUAUUGAGGCGGGCUACGGACACCGAGUGUGUGUGGACGUCAAUGCCCCAGAUCAACCUGGAUGGACCAAGGAGAUCUUGGUGACUGGAAGGGUCAACACGGGAUGGGGAAGAGGUAUAGUAAGAGGUAGAGUCAGGGCUUGGGAUGGACUUGUCAGCCUCAGUGUCAAAAUCUCGGUGGGUCGUGACACUGCAACAUCCGACCACGGUCUCGGAACAUGGCUGUGGCGAGGCUACCUCGAGACUGGGGGUUACUUCAUCGGCCGAUGGAGAGAUGUUGUUAAUCCACUGAGUCUGCAAGGCCACGAAGGAGGUUUCGGCAUGAUACGUGCGGGUGAUAUCUUUUAUCCACCCCAUUACCCUCAACGCAUGGAAGAAUCUAGUACCUCCCGAUACGGCGCAUCUGCUUCGCAAUCUUCCUCGUCCCCUCCUCAGCAAUCUUCCAUCCGUCUUAAUCAGCCGGGCGCUUGGUUGGAACUUGGGAUGGGAUCGAAUUUCGGAGCGCGAUUCUCUCGAGAGGAAAUGAUGUCGCCUGCUUGGCCUGCAGUGGGGCACACAGCUCCCUUUGAUCGUGAUCGUGAGUGCAGGAGGCCAGUGGCAACUUGUUGUAUUCCCUGA